This is a messenger RNA of Tetrahymena thermophila SB210, 735 nucleotides long. Its product is annotated as transmembrane protein, putative. The transcript has 3 exons. Lineage: Eukaryota; Ciliophora; Oligohymenophorea; Hymenostomatida; Tetrahymenidae. The record is from RefSeq and is a predicted model, not a curated record.
AUGAAAAAAGUCUAAACUACUUAAUUCCUAGCUCAAGUAUAGAAAAAUCUGAGAAAAUAAAGCUUGUGUACUACAACAUAAUCUUAUUAAGGAAUAUGCCCAAUUUCAGAUUUGAUACUAUCUGAUAAAGAACUAGUUGAAGGUUAUGAGAGGAUUUCUAAUUUUAAAUUAGAUAAUAUGUUUAUGUUCAUUAAAAGAGAAGACCCAAACUAAUCUCAAUUAGUUAGUAUGAAAAUAAGUAAACAAAAUUCAAAAGAUACUGAAGAUCAUUUUAUUAGACCCACAAAUAUGUAUUUUAAGAUGGCUGUACUCUGUUCUUAAGAGUAUUCAAAAUAUGAAAAAGAAUGUACAGUGAACAAAUAACCGCAAGAAACAAAUCUUACUCUAUACUUAGAGAAAAGAGUUCCAAUAGACUAGAGAUGCAAAUAUAAUCAUAAUUAAAAAAUUUCAACUAUGGUAUUUUGCAUUAGCCGUAUUAUAGGAUUGUGUGCUAUUUAUUGGGCCUACUUUAAAGAUACAGUGGAUUAAUUUGGAGGAGCAGAUUGUUUUUUAUAAGAUGAAACAACCUAAAAUAUUUUAGAAUAUAAUUAUUUUUAUAAGCUAAUUUUAAAAAUUUUAUUGGCCAUUAAUUUUAUCUAUUUGACUCUUGGUUUUAUAAAUUUGAUAUGGUUAUAAACACACAAAAAGAAUUAUAUUCGUUUAUAAUAUGGUUUAUCUGAAGUAUAAUUAAAAUGA